AUGUCCGAAACGGUAUAUUCCCGCGAUCCUACGACGCCUCGAGACUACUACUCGGGGCUAGAUAAUGACGGCUCUUUGAUCGAGAAAUUUAAAGAUAUCGACGAUAAGACACAGUUUUAUGGAGCUAUGCGCCGUCUCGAAGAUCCCCUUACGAAGAACUUUGUGUUGGAUUUUGGGAAUGAUGAUGCGUGGUGUGCCUCCGAUUUGGAUACGGAUGAGCUGCAAAAAUUGCUCAGCAAGCCGGCAAUAACUACACAUUACGGCGUGUCUGAACGAUUACAAGGUAUGAUGUGCACAGAACCGGUACAGUCGGGGCCCCAAACAUCACCUGUCCCCGACAAAAGAUCCUCGACACCGGAUGUUGAGAGAUCCUUCCACCAUGAUGUGGACGACACGGAGAAUGCAAAAUAUCUCGCCGACCCAGAAAGAGCCCGCGAAUCAGCUUCAUUCAAAAACUUGACGUUUGCCCAGGUCACCGACCAGAUCUGGCACUUUUCCUCGGUAGACCAUGGUCCUCGAUAUACUUGUAUCGGCUAUAAUACGUUAUUUGUGAUCCCGACACUGUCAAUGCCCAAUGGCAAAGAUCUCCCGGAUGGAAAGCGACUCUGGACAUGGCUGAUACAGUGCGAUGACGGAACUAUCAUUUCGAUCCAAGAGAAUCCAUUCCCCAGACGCAACGACGUCCCAAUCGACGAAGCCAAGCCGGUCCUUGACAUCGUGCGCCGAAACAUCCGCUUCAUCUUCGCAGGAGUAUCACGAUUGCACUAUGCCAUGUCGGAGAGCGAAUCACUCAUUACGAUCCGGGUCCGACAUUUCAGCGACUUCGGGCCCGACCAGGCGAGCAUCAAACAGGAGGACGGACCGAGUCUGCUGUUCUAUUAUAUCUUCGACGACUGGGUAUCGAGCUAUGGUCUGAUCGCCAAGCGCGAACAUAAAUAUGGUGUUUUGCUUGAGGAACUGAGAGGAAAUAUGCUUGAUCGACCGGUGGUGGAUCUGAUCAAUGAGCUCCACUGGCUGGGGCGGCGACUGGCGGUCCUCAAGCGACUGUAUCAGAGCUACGAGCUGAUCAUGCGACGACUCUUGCAGCGACAGCGCAUGCUCCGCGAUGAGGCCCGUUCAUUACACCCCGCAGUCCCGUAUGGAGCCACCUUUGGCGACAUGGAGUAUGUGGAUAUGCGACAAGCCAGUCUCGUGAGCCAUUCCAGUAGUCCCAGUACGGCCGAAAAGUCCGUGGGGGUGCAGUUGAGCUCGACGGCGGUGGCGCGAUUCGAACGAUUGGUGGAUCGGAUCAAUUUGUAUUGUCUGAGUGAGAUUGAGAAUUGCCUCAAUGAGAAGGAAUCCUUGACAUUCUUGAACUUCAAUCUGAUUGCGCUCAAAGAUUCGCAAGCGGUGGAGAAACUGACGCGCAUAACGAUUCUGCUGGCCAAAGCCACCAUCCUGUUCCUGCCGGUCAGUCUGAUGAGUGCAUAUUUCUCGACGGAGCUCAUUGGCGUGAAGAACGGAUACACCAAGACGGACUACUGGGUCAGCUUUGCGGUGAUCUUCGUGUUGUCGGUGCUAUUGUUGACGGUGUUUGGCUAUGCCAGUGACACGGUCGAGGGGAAGACGAUCUAUCGGUCCAUGGUAGGGACAUUCUUCCGCAAGUCUCGCCAAAGAAUGUCACGAGAAAGUCGAUCCUAA
Penicillium olsonii is the source of this 1680-nucleotide messenger RNA. The record is from the annotation of a GenBank genome assembly. Lineage: Eukaryota; Fungi; Ascomycota; Eurotiomycetes; Eurotiales; Aspergillaceae.